Messenger RNA from Tinamus guttatus (white-throated tinamou), 342 nucleotides. Lineage: Eukaryota; Metazoa; Chordata; Aves; Tinamiformes; Tinamidae. The record is from RefSeq and is a predicted model, not a curated record.
AUGAGUACACUUCAAUGCUUGCGGGACUGGUCAACUCAAAUCAAAACAUACUCUUGGGAUAAUGCCCAGGUUAUUUUGGUUGGUAACAAAUGUGACAUGGAGGAUGAACGGGUAAUCUUCACUGAGAGAGGCAAGGAUUUAGCAGAGCAACUUGGUUUUGAAUUUUUUGAAACAAGUGCCAAGGACAACAUUAACGUCAAGCAGACAUUUGAGCAACUCGUGGAUAUCAUCUGUGACAAAAUGUCGGAAAGCCUGGAGACAGAUCCCACCAUUGCCGCCGUCAAGCAGAGCACAUGGCUAAAGGACACCCCUCCUCCACAGCAACCCAACUGUGGCUGUUAA